Drosophila subobscura is the source of this 735-nucleotide messenger RNA. RefSeq names its product V-type proton ATPase 21 kDa proteolipid subunit-like. Gene Ontology annotation, molecular function: proton-transporting ATPase activity, rotational mechanism. Gene Ontology annotation, biological process: proton transmembrane transport. Lineage: Eukaryota; Metazoa; Arthropoda; Insecta; Diptera; Drosophilidae. Gene Ontology annotation, cellular component: proton-transporting V-type ATPase, V0 domain. The record is from RefSeq and is a predicted model, not a curated record. Bases 35 to 658 code for a protein of 207 amino acids. The transcript has a single exon.
AUUCAUUGAACGGAGUGCUAACGUCUGAAAAAUCAUGAACUUUCGCUGUAAAUUCAUUUUGCUGAUAAUUACCAUAUCGAUCGUCGUCAUGGCGGCUGUGGUCCUCAGCCAUGUAAUGACGAACAUUGGCGAGCGCAUGGGACUUGGCUGGUUUCUGUACACGACCAGUCCGUACUUGUGGGCUGGCCUGGGCAUUGGGUUGUCGGUGUCGCUGUCCGUGGUGGGCGCUGCCGUCGGAAUCUACACUACGGGGACCAGCAUUGUCGGCGGUGGCGUCCGCUCGCCUCGGAUCAAGACCAAGAACCUCAUUUCGAUUAUAUUCUGCGAGGCGGUGGCCAUUUAUGGUCUCAUCAUGGCCAUCGUUUUGUCUGGCAGCAUAAACAACUAUCGUCUGGCGAAGAUGCUGAGCAACAAGGCUCAAAUGGCCAGGAAUAUGUACACAGGAUUCGCUGUAUUUGGAGCCGGGCUGGGCGUCGGAUUGGUUAACAUCGCUUGCGGUGUGGCUGUUGGCAUUGUGGGCUCUGGCGCAGCCCUAGCCGAUUCGGCCAAUGCCUCGCUGUUCGUCAAGGUGCUGAUUGUGGAGAUUUUUGGCUCGGCCAUCGGUCUCUUUGGACUGAUUGUGGGCAUAUACUUAACGUCCAAGGCGGAGAUGAUUUAAUGCCCGAUUACAAAUCAAAACUACUAUUUAUUAAGGCGCCUAUUAAAGUAAUUAAACACUAAUCUUCCUCAUCGUCG